GAGCGGGAGCGGGCUGGUGGCGGCGGCGGCCCGCGACCCCCCAGCCCCGAGCCCCAGCGGCACCAUGGCCUUCCGAGGGAUCCGGGCCGGGGGGCGAGGGAGCAACCACGCCGAAGAUCAUGGCAAAAAGCAGAGUUCAAGUUGGGUUAACGGCAUGGAGAGCAGUAGCCACCACCACCACCACCAGCAGCCUGGACCGUCGGGGGAGAAGAGAAACCACCACUGGAGAAGUUACAAGUUGAUUAUUGACCCCGAGCUGAAGAAGGGGCAACAUAAACUCUACCGUUACGAUGGACAGCAUUUCAGCAAGGCUACUCAGUGCUUUCUGUCGGUGAAAAUCGAGGACCCUAGAGUCAGAAGGACAUGGACAAAAACCAAGGAAUUGGAACUUCGUGUCCCCAAAUUCAAGAUCGAUGAAUUCUACGUCGGGCCGGUGCCUCCCAAGCAGGUGACUUUUGCCAAACUGAAUGACAACAUCAGGGAAAACUUCCUGACGGACAUGUGCAAGAAAUAUGGGGAGGUGGAAGAGGUGGAGAUCCUUUACAACCCCAAGAACAAGAAACAUUUGGGCAUUGCCAAGGUGGUCUUUGCCACCGUAAAGGGGGCUCGGGAGGCUGUGCAACAUUUACAUAACACCUCGGUCAUGGGCAACAUCAUUCACGUGGAGCUGGACACGAAAGGCGAAACUCGAAUGCGAUUCUACGAGUUGCUGGUGAAUGGCCUCUACACCCCCCAGACCCUCCCAGUGGGCCUUGAGCUGGACACCUCCCCCACAGUGAAUAAAACUUUGCAGUUAACAGAUCCCUUGAAGCGCUUGAAGGAUGGUAGCGGCUCCUCGGCAUCGGUCACUCCCAACAGCAGCACGCCUUUCUCCCAUGACACCGCCUAUUCCAGCAGCCGCCUGGACACCCCCAACUCCUACAGCCAGUGCACGCCCCUCACCCCCCGCCUGGGCACCCCCUUCUCUCAAGACUCCAGCUAUGCCAGCCGCCAGCCCACGCCAUCUUACCACUACAGCCAGGACUCGGCCUACAAGGCCCGUCGUCACGAGACCAAGUUCACGGAUGCCUAUAAUCGCCGGCAUGAGCAUCACUAUGUCCACAACUCAUCCGGAGCCUUCCGAUCCUCCUCCGAGCACACAUUUGGUGCUGCUGCCACCACUGCUGCUGCUGCCACCGCCACUGCCGCCACCUCCAGCAGCGGGGGCGGUGGGGGUGGGGGAAGCGGCUCCUAUAAGCCCCAUGUCCAGCCAGAGGCUCCCCCACAGUAUUCUCAUACUCCCCCUUCUGCACCCCUGGGCCACACUAGCUCCAACUACAAGUCAGCCUUCUCCCCGUAUCAGGCUCCAACCCUGUUUGCCCCACACCCAGAGGAGCCAGCAACUAUGCCAAACUUUGCCCAGGGGGGCCGGGACAGCGGGGAGUACCGCCGGGCACAGCCCCCGGCGGAGCCCCCAGCCGUUGUCGCCCCUCCGGCCAAAGAGAGACCUGAGACCCCCCCUGGGCCACCGCCCCCGCCUCCACCCCCUGAGCUGAACAGCCUGGAGCCCGGUGGUGGCCCCAACUUUGGUUGGAGUCCUGAGCGGUGUAACAGCCCCGGGACUCCCACCCUGGAGUCUUCUCCAUCAUCCUCUGAGAAGCCCCAUGACAGCUUGGACUCCCGCAUCGAGAUGUUACUGAAGGAGCAGAGAACCAAGCUCCCUUUCCUGCGGGAGCAUGACUCGGACACGGAGCUGCGCAUGGAGGGCAGCCCCAUCUCCUCUUCCUCCUCCCAGCUGUCCCCGCUGCCUGCCUUUAGCUCCAAUUCCCAGCCAGGCUUCCGAGGCCAGACCCCCUCCUCCCGCCCCUCCAGCACAGGCCUGGAGGACAUCAGUCCGACCCCCCUGCCCGACUCCGACGACGAGGAGGACUUGGGCCUGGGCCCCCGCCCGCCACCGGAGCCAGGCCCCCCUGACCCAGCUGGUCUUCUGGGCCACGGGGCUGAGACAGCCAAGGACAUGCCUGGGGAGAGGACGCCCACCUCAGAGAAGAUGGACGAGGGUCAGCAAUCCUCGGGUGAGGAUAUGGAGAUUUCAGACGACGAGCUGCCCUCUGCGCCUAUCACCAGUGCCGACUGCCCCAAGCCCAUUGUGGUGAACUCAUCAGUCACCACCCCAGCCGUGCUGGCAACGGCCAUCCCGCUGCCACCCCCUGGCUUCCCACCACCACUGCCGCCUCCGCCACCCCCUCCUCCCCAACCUGGUUUCCCCAUGCCUCCCCCGCUGCCCCCACCGCCGCCGCCACCUCCACCCCCCACCCACCCGGCAGUAACGGUGCCGCCCCCACCCCUGCCUGCACCGCCUCCUCCACCAGGGGUGCCCCCACCCCACAUCCUGCCCCCCCUUCCCCCCUUUCCUCCGGGCAUGUUCCCCAUGAUGCAGGUGGACGUGAUGAACGUUCUGGGUGGCCAGUGGGCUGGGAUGCCCAUGUCCUUCCAGAUGCAGACACAGAUGCUUAGCCGAAUGAUGCAGGGUCAGGGUGUGUGCCAAUACCCACCGUUUAUGGGUAGUGGCAUGCAGUUUGUGAAUCUACCCCCGUAUCGGCCCUUCUCCAUGGGCACCACAGUGGGGCGGGGCCAGCAGUGGCCUCCACUGCCCAAGUUUGACCCGUCAGUGCCACCACCAGGCUAUAUGCCCAAGAAGGAAGACCCACACAAGGCAACUGUAGAUGGUGUGCUGUUAGUGAUUGUCAAAGAGCUGAAAGCCAUCAUGAAACGAGACCUGAACCGCAAGAUGGUAGAGGUGGUGGCCUUCCGAGCCUUUGAUGAGUGGUGGGACAAGAAGGAGCGGAUGGCCAAGAUGGUCCCAGAGAAGGGAAGUGAAUUACCCAAGGUCACACAGCAGGUAGCGUCACUGACCCCUGUGAAGUCAGGCGAGCACAAGGAUGAGGAGAGGCCGAAGCCCAAAGACCGCCUCACAUCCUGCCUGCUGGAGAACUGGAGCAAGGGCGAAGGGAUGGGCUAUGAGGGCAUGGGGCUGGGCAUUGGCCUCCGGGGGGCCAUCAGGCUGCCCUCUUUUAAGGUGAAGAGGAAGGAACCGCCAGACCCGGCUUCUACCGGAGACCAAAAGAGAUUGCGGCCCUCCACCUCAGUAGACGAGGAAGAUGAAGAGUCAGAAAGGGACAGGGACAUGUCCGAUGUCCCCUCAGACCUCUCCAAGAAGGACUCAGAUGGCGUCAGUAUCCGGAGGCGGCCGGCCCGGCCCCUGGAGCUGGACAGCGAGGGGGAGGAAGAGGAUGACAAGGAGGAGUCAUCUUCAUCCUCAUCUUCGUCUUCGUCGUCCUCAUCCUCAUCCUCAUCUUCGUCGUCGUCGUCCUCGGAGAAAGAGGAGGAUGAGGAGGACAGGCUAGCCAAGACCUCAUCUGACAAGGAAGAAGAGGAAGAAGAUGAUGAUGUCGAAGAUGAAGAGGAGGAGGAGGAGGAAGGAGAUGAGGAAGAAGAUGAAGAAGAAACAGCUGAAGUGGAGAUAAGUGAGAAGGAGGAGGAACUGGACUCUGAAGGAGACGAUGCUGAAAGCAUGGCCUCUUCCAAGGCAGAGGCCGUGUCCUCUGAAGAAAGUGAGGACUCUUCAGACUAUGAGUCUAGUUCUGAGUCAGAGGAGGAAGAGGAAGAUGAGGAAGAUGAGGAAGAAGAGGAAGAAUUGGAGGCUGAGUCUGAGGAAAUAGAGGACGUGGCAAUGGCUGGGGAUGGCCGAGACCUGCCAGGAGCCGGGGAAGGGGCCAUGGAGGCCGAAGGGCUCGUCCAGGAUGAUGACGAGGUGGUGACCAUCCUGGAGCUGACGCCGGUGGUGGAUGAGCCAGACUUACCAAACUUGGGGGCGGAGGAGACGGCGGGAGUCGGGGAUGCCCCGGAGCUUCCGGGCCUCAAGCAGGUGGGGGAGAUGCUGGCAGAGCUGCCUGCUUCAGCUGGGCCCCAAGAGCCACUGAGGCACCGGACUCCAUCACCUGUGGAUGCUUCAGAGGAAGCAUCAGAGACAGAGCUGGAGCCCGCAGAGAUCCCCAAGGAGAUGACUUUGCUGCAGCUACAGCGACCGCCCAGCCCACCUGGCCUCCCCCCAGAGGCCUCACCUCAACAGGGCGGCUUCCUUCGGGAGGUUGAGGUGGAGGGCCGGCCCCACACCCUAGGCCCUAAGGUGGUCCUUCCUCUGGAGCCAGAGGCCCUGAGGCUUCAGCCUCUGUUCCCUGCCAGGCCCCCCCAGCCUCUGCCUCUCCUGGAAGAGCCCCUCCCUGAAGAACCGCCCCCCCGCACACCGGGCCGGGACCCUCUGGCCAAGUCUCAGAGCACAGAGGUUGUGCCGGCCACGCCGGGCAGCGAGACUCCCCUCACUGCCAGCAGCCUGACCCUCAGCUCCCCCCAGGUUCCCAGCAGCCCCUUUUCCUACCCGGCCCAGUCUCCCGGGCUCAGCGGCGGUGGCAUCCCUAGGACGCCUGGGCGAGACUUUAGCUUCACACCCACCUUUCCCGAGCCCGUGGGGCCCCUGCCGCUGUCUGUCUGCUCCCUCCCACCUGGCAAGAAGCUCCCUGGGGAUGAUCGGCCAGGACCUGGUGUUGCAGCUUCUACCAGCCCCCUGGAGACCAGCUUCCCCCUCCCCGUCUCUCUCCCAGUGCCCCUGUCUGUGCCGGUCCCUCUGCCAGUCCCUCUGCCUCUCCCUCCAGGUCCCCUGCUACCCCGGUCCUCCACCUUGCUACCUCUGCCCUUGACCUUGCCCCUGACUCUGCCCCUGGCCUCCUCCCUAUCCAGCCCGUGCCCUCCUCCCACAAAGAGGAAGCCAGGGAGGCCCAAACGUUCCCCACCAGCUGUGCUCACCCUGGACGUGCCUCCCGGCAGGCUCACUACCUUGCCUCCCGAGGCGGCGGGCCCUAAGCUGCUGCUGCUGGCAGGGCAGCCCCCUGCCGCUGCCUCCUUCCACGGGGCACCAGACCCCCGAGUCGUGACGCUGGACUUCAGGAACGACGGGGGCCUCCCUCCCCCACUGCCGCCCCCGCCACCGCCCCCACCCCCACCCGAGGAGGCCGCCAAGCUCCCUUUCAAAGAGCUUGAGAAUCAGUGGCUGGAAGAGCCGCCUCCCCCCGCCCGAGGGCCAGAGGAGGAAGCGGAGAGCGGUGACGCAGGCGGCUUCAGCAAGCCCAAAUUGCCUUGGCGCCGGCCUCCUAAGAAGCGGCACGAGGACAUGGUCAUACCCCCUCUGCCCCCGCCGUCCCCUGACUUCUCAUCGCCCCAGCGGCCCCUCUUCCGGCCCCGUUCUGAGUUCGAGGAGAUGACCAUCCUCUAUGACAUCUGGAACGGUGGAAUCGAUGAGGAGGACAUCCGCUUCUUGUGCGUCACCUACGAUCGGCUCCUGCAGCAGGACAAUGGCAUGGACUGGCUCAAUGACACACUUUGGGUCUAUCAUCCAUCCACCAGCUUCUCUACCCCCAAGAAGAAAAAGCGAGAGGACGGCAUUCGGGAGCAUGUAACCGGCUGUGCCCGCAGCGAGGGUUACUACAAGAUUGACAAGAAAGACAAACUAAAAUACCUCAACAACAGCCGCGCCUUUGCCGAGGAGCCCCCAGCAGACACCCAGGGCAUGAGCAUCCCUGCCCAGCCACAUGCCUCUACCCGGGCAGGCUCCGAGCGCCGCUCAGAGCAGCGGCGUCUUCUCUCCUCCUUCACAGGAAGUUGUGACAGUGACCUCCUCAAGUUCAACCAGUUAAAGUUCCGGAAGAAAAAGCUGAAAUUCUGCAAGAGUCACAUCCACGAUUGGGGUCUUUUUGCCAUGGAACCCAUUGCAGCCGAUGAAAUGGUCAUUGAGUACGUGGGGCAGAACAUCCGGCAGGUGAUCGCAGACAUGCGGGAGAAGCGCUAUGAGGAUGAAGGCAUUGGGAGCAGCUACAUGUUUCGGGUUGACCACGACACAAUCAUUGAUGCGACAAAGUGUGGCAACUUUGCCAGGUUCAUCAACCACAGCUGUAAUCCAAACUGCUAUGCCAAGGUCAUCACUGUGGAGUCCCAGAAGAAGAUCGUCAUCUACUCCAAACAACAUAUCAACGUCAAUGAAGAAAUCACCUACGACUAUAAAUUUCCCAUUGAAGAUGUCAAGAUCCCCUGUCUGUGUGGCUCUGAAAACUGCCGGGGGACACUAAACUAGAAUACCAGGGAGCUGGGCGUGCUUUGCCAAAAAAAAAGAAAAAGAAAAAGAAAGGGAAACAAAGGAAGACCCCCGUGGUGUGGCCUGGCCCGGCGAGGCACCUUGGGCUCUCCCCAGCCCACACUCAGGUGCUGUCCCCUCUCCCCAGGCCCAGCUCUGGGCCACCCCAACACUACCCACCCUCCCUCUUGAGUCCUCUCUACCUCCUUUCUUCCUCCUCUUCCUCCUCCUCUUGGGACAAGAUGUUCCCUCCCUCUCUGAUUUUUUAAUGAUUAUUUUUAAUGAAUUUUUUAAAAGUCAUUCAAACACAUACCCUCUCCCACAAAUGCUGCUAUGUCUUUUUCCCUCCUCCUUAAAAGAACAAGGACAAAAAAGACAUUCUCGCCAUUCAGAUGUGGAGCCAGAGAUGGAGGAGAAAUACUAUGCUUUUUGGAAGAGAGAUUCGGGUACUGAGAUUGGAGGAGGAGGAGGAAGAGCAGGGAUUUGGGGGGGGAAGGCUUGGGUGUCAAGACAAUGGCUGUUGGCUCCCUGUCCCUCGGUAUGUUUUGGGAGCCCUCCCUUCUCUCCCCACCCCCACCAGUGUUCAGUUCUUUAAGACCUUGCCCCACCCUUCAGUCCCUCAAUGUUACCUUGGGAUGCAGAGGAGGGGCAGGGAGAGGGGCAAAGCCACCCAUUCUACUCCUCCAUAACACUAUUCCUCUGGGUAUCACCCAACGGUUGGCUAGGAGGCACUUGGUUAGGACAAGUCUCCGGUAGGGGAAGGGCUCUGGACAAGUGGGGCCUUGUAGCCUUUGUUCCUCAGUGCCCUAGACAUUCUCUGCCUCAGUCUUGGGGAGCAGGGAUAUACCAAGAGCCAAUGGUUAGUUUUCUGCCCUACUCCCCACCCCAGUGUCUUUUCCAUUCUCUUACCCUCCCCCAAACUCUUCCCCCACUCCCCAGGUCCUCCAUUUGUUGGGAUGGCCUUCAGUGCCCACUCACUCUUCCCCUCCCUCCCCAGGUCUGAGCUGGGGCCCUCCCCCAGCUGUUCAUGUGGGGUUGGGAAGGGCUGGUCUGCUUGGCUUUUACUCUCUCUCUUUCUCUUUUUCUUGAUCUGUCUUCCUUCCCUGGUGCUGGGGAGCCAGGCAGGUGCUACGUAAAUGUUGGGAAGUGGGACAGAACUGGGCGUGGGGGAGCCUGGCUUCUCAGACCAUGUUCCCUGCUCUUGCCUCCACCUCCCACCCCACGGCCACCCCUGGGAGAUAGCAGGGGGCACGCCUGGAUCUCUCAAAUGUUUACUUUCUCAUUCAGAUGCCAGCAAGAAAGGGGGUGAGACAGAGUGCUCAGGGUGAGGAAGGAGACCUUCAGAAGGGAACCAAGCCCUCCCCCAAGGCCAGCGGUCUGCCCCUCGAUAGCCAGCAGCCAGGGCAGGACCCUUUAGGUGCUGUGUAGUUUACUCCCCAAGAGCCUAGGGAAGGGCAGGGGCUCCCUCCCAGUGCUUGGCUCGUCCAGGCUGGAUUCUUCCCUGGGAGAUACAGUGGAAACCCAGGGGAGAAGAGGCCCCAGGAUUUCUCCCCAAGGCUAAUGUGCUUCCUCCCCUCAAUCCUUUUCCUGUAGCUCUUCUUCCUUUCUCUGCCAUUACGGGUUGUCUUUUACGGUAGGUGUUUCUCUUUCAGAAGACACACCACAAAACUUUCAUCUGCUCUCUGCUGGGAUCCCUGGGCCCCGGGGGAUGCCACUGGGCUUCCCUCACCUCACCCUGUCCAUCCAUCCAUCCGUCCGUCUGUCCGUCCGUCUGUCCUACUUACCGCCAGCCUGUUCACUUCCCUGUCUCUAGCCAGGAUCCCCAGGGUGGACCAGGGAGGGAUGGGAACCCAUCUUGAAGAUAUUUAUAUUGAAAAAAAAAAAGCAGUUUCGUUUUCUCCCAUGAGGAAGGAAAAAGAAAACAAUUUUAAAAUAUUGGACGGAAGUGUCCAGUAGCUUUCAGUAGGCGUGUCCCCAUUCCCACCCCCAAAACCUUCAGGAUUCAUUUCAAUGCUUUUUGUGUAUAGAACAGGAAAGACUAUUUAAAAAAAAAAAAAAAGGACCCAUGAAAAAAACCACAAGCAUUUCGGAGUUCCAGAU
Molecule: messenger RNA, 8263 nt
Organism: Dromiciops gliroides (monito del monte)
Lineage: Eukaryota; Metazoa; Chordata; Mammalia; Microbiotheria; Microbiotheriidae
Gene: SETD1B
Product: SET domain containing 1B, histone lysine methyltransferase
Exons: 19
Coding region: 65-6163 (2032 amino acids)
Cellular component (GO): Set1C/COMPASS complex
Molecular function (GO): protein binding; RNA binding; histone H3K4 methyltransferase activity
Source: RefSeq, a predicted model, not a curated record